Alternaria ethzedia is the source of this 744-nucleotide messenger RNA. RefSeq lists its product as uncharacterized. NCBI's taxonomy places the organism in Eukaryota, Fungi, Ascomycota, Dothideomycetes, Pleosporales, Pleosporaceae. The transcript is spliced from 3 exons. Bases 1 to 744 code for a protein of 247 amino acids. The record is from RefSeq and is a predicted model, not a curated record.
AUGAAGUACUUCACAGCACUACCCCUAGCGGCCGUACUUGCCUCCGCCGAGAUGCAGGUUAUGAGCCUUGCCCCCGAGGUCGCAGCUGGCGCGAUGACGCACACUGUCGUCGUUGGUGGAGUCAAGCCCGUCGAGACUGGUAUGGCACCCGUACUAGGAUACAACCCCGAGUCCAUCAAGGCCGCUGUCGGCGACAUGGUCGUCUUUGAAUUCAUGCAGAAGAACCACACUGCCACUCAAUCAACUUUCGCCGAGCCCUGCAAAAAGAUGGAGGGAGGCAUGGACUCCGGCUUCAUGCCCAACCCCGAGGGCAAGGCUGGUGUCACAUGGAACAUGACCGUCGAGACGACAGAGCCGCUCUGGUUCUACUGCAAGCAACAAAACGGCAUCCACUGCGGAAAGGGCAUGGUCUUCAGCAUCAACGCCGCCGAGACUGGCGACAAGACCAUGGCCGACUUCAAGGGCCUAGCCAUCAAGACCAACGGCACCGGCCUCGUCGCCGGAGACCUCCAGUCCGUUGACCCCGGCGCCGCUGCCGCCCCUACCACCGUCACCGUCGAGGCUGGAGGUGCCGCCGCAACUGGUACUGGCACCGGUGCCCUCGCCUCCGCCACCGUCGUCGCUGGACAAGGAACCGACGGUGCCGGCCAGACCUGCUCCUGCCAAUGCCUCUGCGGCAUGGCCUCCUUCCCCGAGACCGCCGCCAUCAACAACUUCGGCGGUUUCCCCGGCAUGAUCGCAUAG